Messenger RNA from Ictidomys tridecemlineatus (thirteen-lined ground squirrel), 3153 nucleotides. The record is from RefSeq and is a predicted model, not a curated record. Lineage: Eukaryota; Metazoa; Chordata; Mammalia; Rodentia; Sciuridae.
CCACGGUGGUGAGGCCAUUCAAGGAGAUGUCCAGUUUAUCCCUGGCUCUAGGAGCCCCUACGAGAGCUCGAUGCCUGGGUGACUGUGGCCGGCGAGGGCAUGCGGAAGCCCCGAGGUAGCAGGGUCUCGGGCUGCCCAGAGGCAAAGGACAAGCCCCCGCUUCCCUUUAAGAACGUACUGCUUUCUCAGGCCCUGGCCGCAGCUCUAGCCGAAGACGGUGGCUUGGGCCGCGGAUUCAGAGCGCGUCACACCGGGUCUUAGAAGGGCAUGAUUCCCCAGUAAUAUUCCCUGCCCUGAUCCAAGGUGCCGCUUGGCCUCCCUCCCAGGGAAGACUGCUUCUUGUGUGACACCAGCCAUUGAAAGAGACUCCGAUGGACUUACACCGGGCAGCCUUCAAGAUGGAGAACUCAUCCUACCUUCCCAACCCUCUGGCAUCCCCAGCAUUGAUGGUCCUGGCGUCCACGGCUGAGGCCAGCCGGGAUGCUUCCAUUCCUUGUCAGCAGCCACGACCCUUUGGUGUACCUGUCUCAGUAGACAAGGAUGUGCAUAUUCCGUUCACCAAUGGUUCCUACACCUUUGCCUCUAUGUACCAUCGGCAAGGUGGAGUGCCAGGCACUUUUGCCAAUCGUGAUUUCCCCCCUUCCUUACUACAUCUGCACCCCCAGUUUGCUCCCCCAAAUCUAGAUUGCACCCCAAUCAGUAUGCUGAAUCAUAGUGGUGUGGGGGCUUUCCGUCCCUUUGCUUCCACUGAGGACCGGGAGAGCUAUCAGUCAGCCUUUACACCGGCCAAGCGACUUAAGAACUGCCAUGACACAGAGUCUCCCCACCUGCGCUUCUCAGAUGCAGAUGGCAAGGAAUAUGACUUUGGGACACAGCUGCCAUCUAGUUCCCCCGGUUCACUUAAGGUUGAUGACACUGGGAAGAAGAUUUUUGCGGUCUCUGGCCUCAUUUCUGAUCGGGAAGCCUCAUCUAGCCCAGAGGAUCGGAAUGACAGAUGCAGUGCCCAGCAAGAGGCCUGGAAGAGCAGAGGAAGUAACCCCUCCAGAACAGUGGUCUCUGUUGCCCACUGCAAAUUGAAUUCAGGUAAGAAGAAAGCAGCAGCAUUGUUUGACAGCCAGGCCCCGAUCUGCCCCAUCUGCCAGGUCCUGCUGAGGCCCAGCGAGUUACAAGAACAUAUGGAACAAGAACUGGAGCAGCUGGCCCAGCUGCCCACCAGCAAGAAUUCCCUUCUGAAGGAUGCCAUGGCUCCAGGCACCCCCAAGUCCCUCCUGUUGUCUGCUUCCAUCAAGAGGGAAGGAGAAUCUCCAACAGCAUCACCACAUUCAUCUGCCACUGAUGAUCUGCACCACUCAGACAGAUACCAGACCUUCCUGCGAGUGCGAGCCAACCGGCAGACCCGACUGAAUGCUCGGAUUGGGAAAAUGAAACGGAGGAAGCAAGAUGAAGGGCAGGUAUGUCCCCUGUGCAACCGCCCCCUGGCAGGAUCGGAACAGGAGAUGAGUAGGCAUGUGGAGCAUUGCCUUUCUAAGAGGGAAGGCUCCUGCAUGGCUGAGGAUGAUGCCGUGGACAUCGAGCAUGAAAACAGCAACCGCUUUGAGGAGUAUGAGUGGUGUGGGCAGAAGCGGAUACGGGCCACCACUCUCCUGGAAGGUGGCUUCCGAGGCUCUGGCUUCGUCAUGUGCAGCGGCAAAGAGAACCCGGACAGUGAUGCUGACUUGGAUGUGGAUGGGGAUGACACUCUGGAGUAUGGGAAGCCACAAUACACGGAGGCUGACGUCAUCCCCUGCACAGGCGAGGAACCUGGUGAAGCCAAGGAGAGAGAGGCACUCCGGGGCGCAGUCCUAAAUGGUGGCCCUCCCAGCACCCGCAUCACACCUGAGUUCUCUAAAUGGGCCAGUGAUGAGAUGCCAUCCACCAGCAAUGGUGAAAGCAGCAAGCAGGAGGCCAUGCAGAAGACGUGCAAGAACAGUGACAUCGAGAAAAUCACUGAAGAUUCAGCUGUGACCACAUUUGAGGCCCUGAAGGCUCGGGUUAGGGAGCUUGAACGGCAGCUAUCUCGGGGGGACCGAUACAAAUGCCUCAUCUGCAUGGACUCAUAUUCAAUGCCCCUAACGUCAAUCCAGUGUUGGCAUGUGCACUGCGAGGAAUGCUGGCUGCGGACCCUGGGUGCCAAGAAGCUCUGCCCUCAGUGCAACACCAUCACAGCGCCUGGAGACCUUCGGAGGAUCUACUUGUGAGCUAGCCACCCAGCAGGCCUUGCCUCGAGCAGCCUCAUCUGCCCCCAGCCUCUGUGACAGUGACCCUCUCCCCUUGUACAUACUUGCACACAGGUUCCCCGUGUACAUAUAUUCACAUGCGCGCACACAAGCAUACACACACACAGGACUCUGGAGCCAGAGUGGAGGCUGAGGCCCAGGCCUUGCCUGCUGGCUCCCACCAAGCCUGAGAACCAUACCCAUCCGGGCCUCUGUUCCCAGGGUGGAGCAGGGAGGUAGGGGUGGGGAGUAGAGGGGCAAGGCUCCUGAGAUACAGCUCCCAGAAGGACAGACAGACAUGCAAACACCAGACUGAAGCACAUGUAAUAUAGACCAUGUAUGUUUACAAUGUUGUGUAUAAAUGGGACAACUCCUUUGCUCUCCAUGCCCCCACCUUUGGUUGUAUUAUUUUCUUCUGUUUUUUUAAGAACUCUGGAAGCAGUGCCUCCUUCAGGGCUGGCUGGGGGCUCGGCCCAACCACCUCUUAGGGUAUCUGCCUCUUCCUCUCCCGUGGCGUCCCUUCCCUCUCCCAUGUGCUCGGUGUUCAGUGGUGUAUAUUUCUUCUCCCAGACAUGGGGUACAUGCCCUGAGGGACAUGACCCUCUCCUUAGUCUUAGCUCAUAGGGCUCUUCAUAAGGAGUUGAGGGUGGGGCAGGAAGUAGGUCCCGAGCUGAAGCAGAAGCUGAGGUCGGAGCUGACUGAAGGCGCCCCUGGCUGCACAGCCUUCUGCUAAGAACCAUUCCUGGGAGUAGAGAUGCUGUUCCCAGGGAAAAGUUGUCUCCUUGCCCCUCCUGUGGGCCCCAUGGUGUGAUGCUGUGUCUGUAUAUUCUAUACAAAGGUACUUGUCCUUUCCCUUUGUAAACUACAUUUGACAUGGAUUAAACCAGUAUAAACAGCU